UCAAAAUGGUGGCAGACAUCAGACAAUCCAUGGCAAACUCUGGCUUGUUGUAUGGAAAUAACUGAAGCUAUUAGAUCUCCUAACCCUUCAGAAUUUAUUAGUCACUUACCAGUACAUCAGGAUGGAUCCUGUAAUGGUCUUCAGCAUUAUGCUGCUCUUGGACGUGACCAGGCUGGAGCUGAGUCAGUGAACCUCUGCUCAUUCAACCACCCUAAAGAUGUCUACAGUGAUAUUUGUGAGCUGGUGGAGAAGGAGCGUCAGAAAGAUGCUGAAAAUGAUAUUGUGGUGGCCCAGAAACUGGAAGGAUUUGUGAAGAGGAAAGUUAUUAAACAGACAAUCAUGACUACAGUGUAUGGUGUGACCAAGUAUGGUGCUAAACAUCAGAUACUGAAACAACUGAAAGAUCUACCGUCAUUCGACCAAGAUUUCCUGUGGGCUGCCUGUAUAUACCUUACAGAUAAGACCUUCUACUGCCUUAAUGAAAUGUUCACAGCAGCCAGAGACAUUCAAGUAAGAAUUAUUUGUAUUAUUAUUACUGUAAUCUUGGUUUCUCAUCAUUAGAGGUGUCGAUGUUUAUACAUGUGUUUAUAUAUA
Molecule: messenger RNA, 594 nt
Organism: Octopus bimaculoides (California two-spot octopus)
Lineage: Eukaryota; Metazoa; Mollusca; Cephalopoda; Octopoda; Octopodidae
Product: DNA-directed RNA polymerase, mitochondrial
Biological process (GO): mitochondrial transcription
Cellular component (GO): mitochondrial DNA-directed RNA polymerase complex
Molecular function (GO): mitochondrial promoter sequence-specific DNA binding; DNA-directed RNA polymerase activity; protein binding
Source: RefSeq, a predicted model, not a curated record